AGGUUAAUAAGAAUUAAUAGUAUAAAUAUAGAAUUAAUAAUUUAUAUUGAUUGGAUUAGUUUAUUAUUUAUUGCUAUUGUAUUACUUAUUUCUUUUAUAGUCUUAAUUUAUAGAAUAGCUUAUAUAUCAAUAGAUGAGAAUAUUGAACGAUAUUUUAUUUUAGUUUUACUAUUUGUAAUAUCAAUAAUUUUGAUAAUUAUAAGUCCUAAUUUAAUUAGAAUUUUAUAUGGAUGGGAUGGAUUGGGAUUAGUUUCUUAUUGCUUAGUAAUUUAUUAUCAGAAUUAUAGAUCUUUUAAUUCAGGAAUAGUAACAGUUUUAAUAAAUCGAAUUGGGGAUAUUAUAAUUUUAAUAGGGAUUGGAUUAAUAGUAUUGUAUGGGAGAUGAAAUAAUGUUAUAAUAGAGAAUUAUAGAAUAUUAAUUAUGAUAAUUUUUAUUGCUGGAUUAACAAAAAGAGCACAAAUUCCAUUUUCAACUUGAUUACCAAUAGCAAUAGCAGCUCCUACACCUGUAUCCGCUUUAGUUCAUUCCUCAACAUUAGUUACAGCAGGAAUUUAUUUAUUAAUUCGUUUUAGAAAAUUUUUAAUAAUAAGAAGAAAAAUUAUAAGAAUAUUAAUAUUGAUUUCAAUUUUAACAAUGUUCAUAUCAGGAUUGAUAGCUAGUUUUGAAUAUGAUAUAAAAAAAAUUAUUGCCCUAUCAACUUUAAGUCAAUUAGGAUUAAUAAUAAUAAUUUUAAGAAUAGGAUUUAGUUUAUUGUCAUUUUUUCAUUUAAUAACUCAUGCUAUUUUUAAGUCUUUAUUAUUUAUAAGAGCAGGGGUAAUUAUUCAUUUAAUAAAUAAUAAUCAAGAUAUUCGAUUAUUAGGAGGUUUAAAUGAAUUUAUUCCUUUUACUAUAAUAAGAUUUCAUUUAACUUUAUUUUCUUUAUGUGGAUUACCAUUUAUAUCCGGAUUUUAUUCUAAAGAUUUAAUUAUAGAAGUUUUAUAUUUUGAGAAUUUUAAUUGAAUAAUAAUAUUUUUAGCACUAACUUCUUUAUCUUUUACUGUUAUUUAUUCUAUUCGAUUAAGUUAUUAUAUUUUUU
Molecule: messenger RNA, 1075 nt
Organism: Harpegnathos saltator (Jerdon's jumping ant)
Lineage: Eukaryota; Metazoa; Arthropoda; Insecta; Hymenoptera; Formicidae
Product: NADH-ubiquinone oxidoreductase chain 5-like
Exons: 1
Biological process (GO): ATP synthesis coupled electron transport; electron transport coupled proton transport
Cellular component (GO): respiratory chain complex I
Molecular function (GO): NADH dehydrogenase activity; NADH dehydrogenase (ubiquinone) activity
Source: RefSeq, a predicted model, not a curated record